UACGCAAUACAGCGUGUUGUCUGAAGGAAACGGACAAGUAAAGGGAAGAGAAGAACAACUUUCACGUUAGCGUUUUUAUUUAGACUUUUUAACGUCCUGGAACUCAAAAUAUGAUUAAUUUAACUGCACAUCCCAUGUUGUGUUUAGUUCGUGUUGGAGACAGGAUUUGUUUGAUAGCUAACUAGCUAGCUGCUCAAGUUAGCCAACAAUGGCUAGCUGUAUGAUUUUUCACACUCAAAUAGCCUCCAUUAUGGAGGUUCUAGCGAAUGCAGCCGUAGCAGAGAUCUGUAAACUCGUAGAUGACGACUAUGCAGUGUUUCGUUUGGAAAUAUCUCAAAACCAGAAAGAAAACAGGACAUUGCGGAGAAAACUGCUGGAAUCGAAGGUGGCACGGGAGCGCGCAGAAAGGACAGCCCGAGAGCGCGUCCUCACCAGUCGCCCCAGUAGUGUCAAGAUCCUCGACCGAUACAGAGGAAUGGCAAGAGGUGAAGGACAUCUCACUGGAGGCUACAGGACCUUUAUGAAGCCAGCUGGACACAAUACAUGGAGAGAUGACCAACCAAUCACUGUUGAUGAGGGGAGUGGAACCUCAACCCAACACGUUAUUGUGAUAGAAUCUGCAGAGGCUGAAGGUCCUGGUGUCAAGCUAGAGAGUUCUGAAGGAGAGGAGGACUCACGGCACAGCAGAGACAUCCAGACUGGAACGGCUGACACGCCCUCUGUAGACAGAGAGGACCCCACCACUGCCCAAGCACAGCCAAGGACCCGUUGCAGCAUCACGGAGGAUGAGGAGGGUCCAGAGGUACUGCUGGUGAAGGAGGAGGGUUAUGAGGAGGAUCUGGGGAACCCUGAGGGGAUCAUGGUCAUGGAGGACAACCAGACUACACCUCCUCCUGAACCCACAGAGGAACCAACUAAGCAGCACAGGAUCACACACAGUCUCACUGAGUCAGUAGACAUGGAGAAUGGGAAGCCUGACCUGCUGUUCGUCAAAAAGGAGACAAUAGAAGACGGACCAGAUAGCAUUGAUCUGCUGAGUGGACUAAAGAUGGGGGAGCAAGGUGGUUGGCUGGAGGCUAACAAAGGACACUGGGCGGCCAUCUUGGAUUCAAAGACUGGUGCAGCCAAGAUCCCAGGGGACAUCAUCACUGAGCAGGCCAGGGCCAGAGACAAUAUAGUAGAGGUCAGUGGAUGGGACAGCGUCCUAUGCUCUGGGCUGGCGAACAACCCUGUUAACCACAACCAGAAACAGACAGUGGAACACAAAACAACAUCCAAAUUUAGUCUCCAUGACAACAGACUGGCUGAGACCAGGGCGAGGUGUAGAUUAGGUCUGCAGGGAGGUGUCUGUAUUCAGCUGGAGAGAACAGACAAAGACUCAGCUAGCGAUGCUCCUUCCUGCUCCUAUAGUUGUGAUUCAGAGAGACUGAUGGCACCUCAGGUUAACCCCCUAACAGAUGCUGCCUUCAGCCUGCCUUCUAUAGGAUCUAUCAACUGGAACAUGGACCCUGCGACAACACAGACACUCCCUGACCUUCAUCCUUCUCACACUCUCCUCCUGUUAAACCAGACCUCAGACAAUGCUUGUGCACUAAAUGUCUACACAAGCCCAUUGACAAAUGACAGUAGUAGUAACGCUAUCAUCAGAUCUGGUGGCAAAGAGAAGCGCUUCCCGUGUUCAUUCUGUGGGAAAGCUUUCAGUUUCCCCAAACAGGUGGAGGUCCACCAGAGAAUACACACGGGGGAGAAACCAUUCAGCUGCCAUCUGUGCCGGGCCAGUUUCUCACACUCAUCCAGCCUGAAGAGGCACCAGAUGGUCCACACAGGGGUGAAACCCUUCAGCUGUACCCAGUGUCACAUGUGCUUUGCCCAGGCUGGUGACCUGAAGAGGCACCAGAGGGUCCACACAGGGGAGAGACCCUUCAGCUGCCCCCAGUGUGAGAAGAAGUUCACCCGCCAGAACCAGCUGAAGAAUCACCUGAAGGUCCACACUGGAGAGAGGCCACUUACCAAAACGCACUGCAGGAAGAGAUUCUCAGAGAGGAGCUAACUCAGGAUACACCAGCAGAAAAAUCAUUCCACUCUAUAACAUAGAAAGUAAUCAUUCUUCUGGAUAGCUUCUGAUGUUUUGAUCAAACCGUGCAAUAAAGACAUUAAUUUAUUGUUGUCAGCAGAAAAGACCCACAGAUGGUUUUGGAAUAACGACAGUAACAUAUUUAAUUGUUGAUUAUUGCAUUCAGACAUAAAACAUCUGAUACAUUGUUGUGUAGGCUGUAUUAUUUUCAUUACAUCCAAUCAACUAUCCGCCCCACCCCAUACACUUUUAAUGAGAAAGUGAAUGCAGUUUCAAGUGAAUGCAGUUUUAGUUGAGACGUAUGUGUGAUUUUUAUAUGGUGUAUUUUAAACUUGUUUAUGUUUAAUGCAAAAUUGAACUUUUCAGUCUGACUUUCAUUGAGACUUUCAUCCCUUAAUAGACAGUGUACAAAACAUUAGGAACAUCUCUUUCCAUGACAGACUGACCAUGUGUAAGAUAUGAUUCUUUAUUGAUUUCACCUGUUAAAUCCACUUCAAUCUCUAUAGAUGAAGAGACAGAUUAAAGAAUUUUUAAGCCUUGAAAAAAUGUAGACAUGGAU
Messenger RNA from Oncorhynchus gorbuscha (pink salmon), 2633 nucleotides. RefSeq lists its product as uncharacterized. Gene Ontology annotation, biological process: regulation of transcription by RNA polymerase II. The transcript has 6 exons. The record is from RefSeq and is a predicted model, not a curated record. Gene Ontology annotation, molecular function: RNA polymerase II cis-regulatory region sequence-specific DNA binding; DNA-binding transcription factor activity. Lineage: Eukaryota; Metazoa; Chordata; Actinopteri; Salmoniformes; Salmonidae. Bases 209 to 2050 code for a protein of 613 amino acids.